This is a messenger RNA of Eruca vesicaria subsp. sativa (arugula), 1062 nucleotides long. Lineage: Eukaryota; Viridiplantae; Streptophyta; Magnoliopsida; Brassicales; Brassicaceae. The record is from the annotation of a GenBank genome assembly.
UCUAGAUCGAAACGUAGACUGCAAUUAACAAGAACCGUAAGAGUUGACUUGUGGGGGAUGAAACAUAAACUCUAUCGCCGUGGACGGCGGAGGAGCAGCCGCGAGUGGAUCCAGCCGACACUAAGUAAGCUUUUAAUUAUUUUGCACAAGAUGCGAUAGACUUGCACCUUUCUUUACUACAUGUGCUUUUCAGUUUCCUUCUUAUAUAUAAUACGUUGUUCAUAAAUAGUUACAACAAUCUCCAAAAAUUAUACUAUCAUUCUUUAGCUGUUUAUCGAGAUGGCUAGAUCGUAUGUACCUCUGAUCGCCGUGAUGUGCGUUUCCCUACUGCCACUUGCGGCCAUGGCGGCUGGAACGCCAUUUCAUAUCGAAGGAUGUGUUUACUGCGACACUUGCCGCUUUGGAUUCGAGACAAUCGCCACCAAAUAUAUCACCGGGGCAAAAGUGAAAAUAGUAUGCAAAGACAGUGUAACAUUGAAAUCGGAGGUGGUCGGUGAGGCGGUGACAGGACGCCGAGGAAGAUACAGACUUGCCGUCAAAGGAGACCGACAGGACCAGCAAUGCCUGGCGGUGCUCGUCGAGAGUCCUAUCUCCGACUGUCAAUUCCCUGAUCCUGGUCGCAGCACUGCCACCGUGAUCCUCACACGUUCCAACGGUGCCGCCUCCACUCGCCACUUUGCCAACGCCAUGGGCUUCUUCCGGGACCAACCGCUCCGUGGUUGUGCCGCUCUCCGCAAACACUACCUUGCCGACGGUGAUUAUCGAGCUAUUUAAGUCAUUUGACUCACCUUAUGUUCAUGCAACAUCUCUAGACAUCUAUAAGAAACUAUAUAAAAUAAAUUUUCAAUCUUAACUUUUCUUUUGUUAUGUUGAUGAAGAAGAGAAACUUAUAAACAAUCUCAUCGUCAUUUGCCUGGUGGUUUGGCAUUAUUUAGACUUCAGUUGUGAUACAUUGAUCUCAGUUUUCAUCUUGGCUUUUUUCUUCUGCUUCUUCUACCAUCUUCCUUUUUGUUUGUUUGUAUCUUUGGUUCAUGUUUGAUUCCUAUUAAACAUUUAAUUUAG